CAUUUCCUCUGGUGAGAGGAAGGCGUGUUCUCAGUUCGGGAGUGGCCACCGCCGGCGUGCGGGAAAGUAAGUCUCGCUGCUACACCAUGACGUCCGUGGGGACCCUUGCCUUCGACGAAUAUGGGCGCCCUUUCCUCAUUAUCAAGGAUCAGGAACGCAAGACUCGUCUUAUGGGACUUGAGGCCCUCAAGUCUCAUAUAAUGGCGGCAAAGGCUGUGGCAAAUACAAUGAGAACAUCGCUUGGACCAAAUGGGCUGGACAAGAUGAUGGUGGAUAAGGACGGCGAUGUGACCGUGACGAACGACGGGGCCACCAUUUUAAGCAUGAUGGAUGUUGACCACCAGAUUGCCAAGUUGAUGGUGGAGCUGUCCAAGUCCCAGGAUGAUGAGAUUGGAGAUGGAACCACAGGCGUGGUUGUGCUGGCCGGCGCCCUGCUGGAGGAGGCCGAGCAGCUGCUGGACCGCGGCAUCCACCCCAUCAGGAUCGCUGACGGCUACGAGCAGGCCGCACGCAUCGCCAUUGAGCACCUGGACAAAGUCAGCGACAGUGUCUUUGUGGACACGAAGGACACCGAACCCCUCGUUCAGACAGCGAAGACCACGCUGGGCUCCAAAGUCGUCAACAGCUGUCACCGACAGAUGGCAGAGAUUGCCGUGAACGCCGUGCUCACCGUGGCUGACAUGGAGCGCAGGGACGUGGACUUCGAGCUCAUCAAGGUGGAGGGCAAGGUGGGCGGGAGGCUGGAGGACACCAAGCUCAUCAAGGGCGUGGUCGUGGACAAGGACUUCAGCCACCCGCAGAUGCCCAAGCGAGUGGAAAACGCCAGGAUCGCCAUCCUCACGUGCCCCUUUGAGCCACCCAAGCCGAAGACAAAGCACAAGCUGGACGUGAGCUCCGUGGAGGGCUACAGAGCCCUUCAGAAGUACGAGAAGGACAAGUUUGAGGAGAUGAUUCGGCAGAUUAAAGAAACCGGUGCCAACCUCGCCAUUUGCCAGUGGGGCUUUGACGAUGAAGCGAAUCACCUGCUCCUUCAGAACAGCCUGCCUGCCGUCCGCUGGGUGGGAGGCCCCGAGAUCGAGCUGAUUGCCAUCGCGACCGGAGGCCGGAUUGUCCCUCGGUUCUCGGAGCUCACCACGGAGAAGCUGGGCUUCGCCGGGCUGGUGCAGGAGAUCUCGUUUGGCACCACAAAGGACAAGAUGCUGGUCAUCGAGCAGUGCAAGAAUUCCCGGGCUGUCACCAUCUUCAUCAGGGGUGGGAAUAAGAUGAUCAUCGAGGAGGCCAAGCGAUCCCUUCACGACGCCCUGUGUGUCAUCCGGAACCUCAUCCGCGACAACCGCGUGGUGUACGGUGGGGGCGCGGCCGAGAUUUCCUGCGCGCUGGCCGUGAGCCAGGAGGCGGACAAGUGCCCGACCCUGGAGCAGUACGCCAUGCGCGCCUUCGCAGACGCGCUGGAGGUCAUCCCCAUGGCCCUGGCGGAGAACAGCGGCAUGAACCCCAUCCAGACCAUGACCGAGGUGCGUGCCCGGCAGGUGAAGGAGGCCAACCCCGCCCUGGGCAUCGACUGCCUGCACCGGGGCACCAAUGAUAUGAAGCAACAGCAUGUCAUAGAAACCUUGAUUGGCAAAAAGCAGCAGAUCUCUCUGGCAACACAAAUGGUCAGGAUGAUUUUGAAGAUAGACGACAUCCGGAAGCCGGGAGAGUCUGAGGAGUGAGGAGAGAGAGAAUCGGACGCAGUGGCGGAGGUCAUGUGUCCCCGCGCCCUUUCCAGGCGCUGUCCUCGCUGUUUGGUAGCUGUGGUUUCACUCGCUAGUGUGAUUGCAGGGUGCGUGCCACAGGCUUGUGUGUUCACUAAAGCGGUCUCUUUAAACCUCUUAUCUUCUCCAAGAUUGAGAAGCGUCCUUGUAAUAGUCAUUAAAUUCUGCCUUCAUUGGA
Molecule: messenger RNA, 1932 nt
Organism: Fukomys damarensis (Damara mole-rat)
Lineage: Eukaryota; Metazoa; Chordata; Mammalia; Rodentia; Bathyergidae
Gene: Cct5
Product: chaperonin containing TCP1 subunit 5
Exons: 11
Coding region: 87-1712 (541 amino acids)
Biological process (GO): protein folding
Cellular component (GO): chaperonin-containing T-complex
Molecular function (GO): ATP-dependent protein folding chaperone; ATP binding; ATP hydrolysis activity
Source: RefSeq, a predicted model, not a curated record